AUGGGAAACUCUUGUAUGGUAGCAUCGUCAAUGGAAUGGAAAUCUUUGAAGAAGCCAAAGUCAUGUUCUUCAUCAUCAUCAUCAUCAUCAAUUAAGGUGUUUGACGAAGCUGUUUAUCUUGAUCAUUAUCAGAAUAAAGAGAAUGAUGUAUUAGAAAAGCUUAGAGAUUCUUGUGAUGCAAAUGGUAAGGUCACCUUCAAGAUUUCAAAGUGCGAGUUAGCUGAGUUAUUAGGAGCCUUACAACAGAAUAAUAAUAAUAAUCAUCGGCCGCAGAAGCAGGCGAAGAUGAACAAGAAGGAAUUAAGUUCUGCAGAAGAAGUUCUUUAUCGGUUAAUUAAAGCAAAAGACUAUGAAAUUGCAAAUAAGCAUCACGGCAUUAGUCACUGGAAACCGAUGCUAGAGACUAUUUCAGAAUGUUAA
Vicia faba (fava bean) is the source of this 420-nucleotide messenger RNA. The record is from the annotation of a GenBank genome assembly. Lineage: Eukaryota; Viridiplantae; Streptophyta; Magnoliopsida; Fabales; Fabaceae.